AUGCAGUUCACCAAGUCUAUCGUGGCUACCGCCCUUGCUCUCUUCGCUUCCAGCGCUGUUGCAACUACAGUCGAUAUCGCCUACACCUCUAAUGGCGUUUACUACAACCAGCAGGUGGAGUCCGAUGUCCGUACUUCUUUGAGUCAGCCCUACUAUGGCCAGGAGGUCUACUAUGCUGCCGCGGGUGCGACGAACAUCAACCCCCCAGUCGACGCUGCAUUCGUCCAGUGCCAAGAUCCCUCCUCUACCUAA
Molecule: messenger RNA, 252 nt
Organism: Aspergillus niger
Lineage: Eukaryota; Fungi; Ascomycota; Eurotiomycetes; Eurotiales; Aspergillaceae
Exons: 3
Coding region: 1-252 (83 amino acids)
Source: RefSeq, a predicted model, not a curated record